This is a messenger RNA of Pistacia vera, 1849 nucleotides long. RefSeq names its product pentatricopeptide repeat-containing protein At1g20300, mitochondrial. The transcript has a single exon. The record is from RefSeq and is a predicted model, not a curated record. Gene Ontology annotation, molecular function: protein binding. Bases 120 to 1715 code for a protein of 531 amino acids. Lineage: Eukaryota; Viridiplantae; Streptophyta; Magnoliopsida; Sapindales; Anacardiaceae.
UUUAAAAUCUUGCUUCAUCCCCAUUGUGCCCCUCUGAAAUAUUGCUUUACCGAAGCAGAGAAAACUAAAAGUCUAAAACCCUUCCCCACUGAAACAGAGUAAGCUAGAAUACGCCAUUGAUGGCUUUAAUCAAAUCCAAGCUUCGUUUCCCACACUCUAUCUCUCAGCACAUCUUCAAAGCUUCCUCUUUCUCCUCUUCUUCAGUCUCCCUUAAAGAUGACUCUGAUGAUAUAAACAACGAUACCCAAAACGAACCAAACGCUUCCUUAUCACCCGAAGAAACCCUAAUCGCCGACAAAUUCUACUCCUUAAUCAAAGAACACCACCGUAAAAACCCUAACAUUGAUCCCAACCCAGCGCCACCAAGCCCCAGCUUCACUAUCCCAUCUCUCUCCCUCGACUUCUCUCAAAUCUCCACCGUUCACUCCGUAUCCCCUGCCAUCGUCCGCCACGUCAUCGAGAGAUCAUGUGGGCAUCGCUACGGCAUCCCCUUCCUCCAAAAUUUAUCUUUCUUCAACUGGGCCACUGGCCGGCCCGAAUAUAUCCACACCACGGAGCCGUAUCACGAAAUGAUUAGUCUCUCUGGAAAGGUAAGGCAAUUCGAUUUGGCUUGGCAUUUUAUUAAUUUGAUGAAAUCAAGGAAUGUUAACAUUACAGUCGAGACCUUCUCGAUUCUUGUUCGCCGAUAUGUGAGGGCCGGAUUGGCUGCUGAGGCGGUGCACGCGUUCAACCGUAUGGAGGAGUACGGUUGCGUGCCUGAUAAGAUUGCAUUUUCGAUUGUGAUUAGUAUUUUGUGUAGAAAAAGAAGAGCUAGUGAAGCGCAGUCGUUUUUUGAUAGCUUAAAAGAUAAGUUUGAGCCUGAUGUUAUAAUUUACACUAACUUAGUUCGUGGGUGGUGUCGAGCUGGUAAUAUUUCAGAGGCCGAGCGGGUAUUUGGAGAAAUGAAAAUGGCUGGGAUUAGUCCUAAUGUGUAUACCUACAGUAUUGUGAUUGAUGCCUUGUGUAGGUGCGGGCAAAUUACGCGUGCUCAUGAUGUUUUUGCAGAGAUGCUUGAUGUGGGUUGUGAGCCUAAUUCGAUUACUUUUAAUAAUCUAAUGCGGGUUCAUGUCAAGGCUGGUAGGACUGAGAAGGUUUUGCAAGUUUAUAAUCAGAUGAAAAGACUUGGUUGUGCUGCUGAUACCAUUACGUAUAAUUUUCUGAUAGAAAGUCAUUGUAAGGAUGAUAAUAUUGACGAUGCUAUUAAAGUGCUUAAUACGAUGAUUAAGAAAGGGUGUAGCCCAAAUGCAUCUACUUUCAAUACAAUAUUCAGAUGCAUUGCGAAGGUACGUGAUGUGAAUGGGGCUCACCGGAUGUAUGCAAAGAUGAAGGAGUUGAAAUGUGAGCUCAACACUGUGACUUACAAUACUUUGAUGCAAAUGUUUGCUAACUCAAAAUCAAUUGACAUGGUUGUCAAACUGAAGAAGGAGAUGGAUGAGAAUGACAUUGAGCCUAAUGUGAAUACCUACCGGGUUUUAAUUUCAAUGUAUUGUGAUAUGGGACACUGGAACAAUGCCUACAAGGCGUUUAAGGAGAUGAUGGAGGAGAAAUGCAUAAAACCAAGUCUGCCGGUUUAUGAAAUGGUCCUGAAACAACUGAGAGAGGCUGGACAGAUUAAGAAGCAUGAGGAGUUGGUGGAGAAAAUGGUUGACAGGGGUUUUGUUACUCGGCCCUUGUAACAGUAGCUACUUCUGAAUUCUUGAACUGGACUAUGUAACCUUCAGUGUUUUUUUCUUUUUAUUUAUUUUCUUCAUUGAAUUAUGAUAUAAUUGGUUACGCAAUCUUAAUAUAGUGAAAGUUUUGUGCCAUAUGA